Molecule: messenger RNA, 2468 nt
Organism: Ruditapes philippinarum (Manila clam)
Lineage: Eukaryota; Metazoa; Mollusca; Bivalvia; Venerida; Veneridae
Exons: 5
Coding region: 97-597 (166 amino acids)
Source: RefSeq, a predicted model, not a curated record
UACGAAACUAAGUAUCUAAAGCUAACUGCAAAUUUGCGAAGCGACGCACAAUUGCGAAAUUAUUUUAAUUUCACCUUCUGAAAGGAUAAUAUCAAGAUGGCACAGAAUUGCAAACGUCGUAUUUUAGUUGCUGUGGAUGGUAGCAAAGCAGCGGACCAUGCCUUUCAAUGGUAUUUGGAUCACUUGAGGCAGCCAGAUGACUAUGUGUAUGGACUAAUUGUCCCUGUGUACAAAUUCUCAGGAGUUUCAGUAAUUAGCAUGGUUGGCCCCUUAGCUGAUGUGGAUGCAUUGACUAGUGAAUUUAAGAGUCAGCAUGAUAUUGUGGAAAAAGUCAUUGCAGAUUACACUGCUAAGCUUAGAAGUGCAGGGGUUAAAGGUCAGUUUGACGAGUAUUGUGGCGAGUCACCAGAGACCACUAUCCUGACACAGUGCGAGAAGCUGAAUUGUGAUAGUAUCGUAAUGGGUUCACGUGGGUUGAGUGGCUUUAAGAAGUUCCUCCUCGGUUCCUGCAGCAGCUACGUCCUCAAUCACGCUCCGGUUCCGGUCUCUAUCAUUCCUCUCAAGCAAUCAGAUGAGGAACAGCAGAAGAAACAAUAACGUAGUGGUCGUCGCUAAGAGCAAUACACUAAGAAACGAAAUAGAAAUUUAGGAAUAAAUAUUUCAUUUGAUCACUUUCACGUUCUUGUAGACUACAAUGUAUCAAGAUUAUUGAUUUUAUGGCAUGGCUCUGUGGUUAGAAAACUGACUUUUGUAACCAGUCGGCCAGAUAUAAGCUUCUUGAUCAUUGGUUGAAUGAUAAAUUUGAUCUAGGUAACAAACAAUAAGAAUCAAUGACUUUUGGAAUAUUAUUUAAGUCAGUUUUGUCAUCACAGGUCCUAGUCAUCCUGAAUCAAGGUGUAAUGUUUAGUGUUUAAUUAGAAUGUUUAGCACAUAUAGAAUUUCUAAUAUAGAUUUUAUUGUUUAAGAUAACCAUAUUAUACUAUAUCAUCUAAGUUUUAAUGUUUAAUUUAUUUUGAAUUGAUUAUGAAUGUUACGCAAGUUAAGUUUUUUUAUACAAACUUACUGACAAUUAAGAAAAUUUCAUUGUAAAAAAUUGACUAUUUUAUUCGGUAAAAGUGAAUCAUUAAAUUUAGAAGUUUAUUAAAUAAUUGUAAUGGUUAAUGUAGUUUUGUUAAGUUACCACAUCUUCAUCGUUUUCAUUAGUUCAUAAUUUGCCAUAGAAUCUCUGUAGUUUAUGUAGACAGAAACAGUAAUACGUUUCCAUAGAUAUACGUUUCCAUGUGGUUUUUUUUAUAGGUAGAAUUGUGUCACCAUUUUAUGUAUUCUUUGCUUUUGUCAUGGGUCCACGAAAAAUUUCCUCAGCGAUUUAUUUAAGAAAAAUGCUCAUGUAUCACUUUUGUUAUAUUUUUUUGUGCAAUUUUAACAUAAACAUAAACAGAAAACUGGAAAAAAUUCUCCUUUUGUCUGAAUCUCAGUUGAGACAUAAUAAUGUUAACUUUUAUAGCUGGGCUGGAAUUAUACCAGAAAAUAAACUCAAACCAAUUAUGUUUUACCGGUGUACUCCUUUUAUAGCCUAUCUUUAUUUUUUGUAUUCUUUUGUUUACUGUAAUGAUUUAGUAAUUGAAUUUACUGUAUAAACUAUUUUGGAUGUUGCUUUUGAAGUCCCCCACAAUUAGGUUAGAAUAUUAUUAAUAUGAUGUGUCCGUAUUCCAUAAUAUAUGUAAGAAUGUCCUAUUAUGAUGUAUAGGCAGUUAACCAGUACUGAGUUGGCCUUUUCUGGCUCGUAUUGCACACAUAUCAUACUGCCAUCUUAUUGUAAUGGCAAGGGAGGUGAUUCAAAUGAAUGUUGUUUAUUUAAUGCCAGUACUUGUUAACUCCCUUGAAUUUGUAACAGUAUCUAAAACUCGUAACAACUUGAGAAGUUUAAUCAGAUUAUGUAAUUAUUAUGUUAUACGUAAAUUGACAAUUUUAACACUGGCAUUCAGUUGUUUUAUUACAUUAUUUUAUGUUUAUAUCAUAAUUUUAACAUACAACUUAAUCUUUCUGUUCAUUUGUGCCGGGGAGUCUGUUUUUUGUAACAACAGGGUUUUAUUAGCUCACCUGUCACAAAGUGACAGGGUGAGCUUUUGUGAUCGCUUUUCGUCCGGCGUCCGUCGUCCGUCGUCCGUAAACUUUUACUUUAAAUGACAUCUCCUCAUAAACCACAAGGCCAAUUUCAUCCAAACUUCACAGGAAUGUUCCUUUGGUGGUCACCUUUAAAAAUUGUUCAAAGAAUUUAAUUCCAUGCAGAACUCUGGUUGCCAUGGCAACCGAAAGAAAAAACUUUAAAUAUCUUCUUUUAAAAAACCAUAAGAGCUAGAGCUUAGAUAUUUGGCAUGAAACAUCUUCUAGUGAGUGUCUACCAAGUUUGUUCAAAUAAAAGCCCUGGGGUCAAAAUUGGCUCCGCCCCGGGGGGUCAUUGAUUUUCC